Molecule: messenger RNA, 765 nt
Organism: Vombatus ursinus (common wombat)
Lineage: Eukaryota; Metazoa; Chordata; Mammalia; Diprotodontia; Vombatidae
Gene: MCTS1
Product: MCTS1 re-initiation and release factor
Exons: 6
Coding region: 122-667 (181 amino acids)
Biological process (GO): formation of translation preinitiation complex
Molecular function (GO): RNA binding
Source: RefSeq, a predicted model, not a curated record
GAGAAGGGCGCAUUGGCACCUCCCUCCCGAGCGGGAAGGUCACGUACUGUCCCUGUGGCAGCCUUCUCAAGGAGCGUGGUGCGGCCGGCUGCUCCCGGCGGCUCUCUUCAUAGCGGGGACCAUGUUCAGAAAAUUUGAUGAAAAGGAGAGCGUAUCCAACUGUAUCCAGCUGAAAACCUCAGUUAUUAAGGGCAUUAAGAACCAACUGAUAGAUCACUUUCCAGGGAUUGAGCCAUGGCUCAAUCAAAUUAUGCCAAAGAAAGACCCAGUCAAAAUUGUCCGAUGCCAUGAACAUAUUGACAUUCUCACUGUAAAUGGAGAAUUACUGUUUUUCAGGCAAAGAGAAGGAAAUUUUUAUCCAACACUCAGAUUACUUCAUAAAUAUCCUUUUAUUCUUCCACACCAGCAAGUUGAUAAAGGAGCCAUAAGAUAUGUACUCAGUGGAGCAAACAUUAUGUGCCCAGGCUUGACCUCUCUGGGAGCCAAGCUUUGCCCUGCUGCAUCUGACACUAUUGUUGCAGUAAUGGCAGAGGGAAAACAGCAUGCACUUUCUGUUGGGGUCAUGAAGAUGUCUGCCGAAGAUAUCGUGAGAGUCAACAAAGGAACUGGUAUUGAAAAUAUCCAUUAUUUAAAUGACGGCCUUUGGCACAUGAAGUCUUAUAUGUGAGCUUCCAAAGAAAAGCACCUCACCUCAACUUCAACUGUUUUGUCAUUCUGUUUUUACCUGUUAAUGAAUUAAAAAUCUUUUGUUAUGUGUUUAACAAA